UGGGAUAAAAAGGAAAACACCAUUUCCCUGCCUAAAACUGAUCUCAGAUUGCCUCAGCAGAGGGCUGGCAAGUGAGAUGAUGUUGUGGUCAUUCAAGCCACGUCAAGUAGGAUGUCUAAUUGAAACUACCAGUUCAGAAUUGUGAGAAACCUGGAUCUCAGUAGUUGUCAACACUUGACAGUGUAGGGCCUAUAUAUUGGAUCUGAGCAGGGCACUCUGUCCUCCAGGAGUCCUUGUCCAGUGGUGGGAUUCAGCUGGUUCGCACCGCUUGGGCAAAACCGGUAGCUAAUUUUUUGUUGCCCAGGCCCAGAAUGGACUUCCGAAAGCGGUAUCCACACAGAGACCCGGUUGUUUAUAUAUUUGAAUCCCACCACUGUCCUUGUCCCAACUCAAAGCUCAAAAAAAGGAUCACUGUGAGCAGGCAACCUUUCUUUUCCCUUUUUCCUUUCUGCCUGCCUCCUGCCCUCAUUAUUUUUGUAAAUAACUCAAGGCAGUGAACAUGCAUAAUAUUCCUUCCUACUCCUAUUUUCCCCACAACAACAACCCUGUGAGGUGGGUUGGUCUAAGUCGAGAUAGUGCCUGGACAAUGGUUCAUACUUUUUAUCUCACUGGCAUUUAUUUUUACCAGUUCAUAUGCUGCAAACCUUCAACCAGCUCCACGCCACUCACAUUAUGAACACAUACAUGCACAUUGUCAACUUUUUAAAAAGACAGCAGCUGUUAAAACUAAAUUUUCUAAAAUGCCUGGAGAAAACCAUAGUUGGUUAUCCCUCCUAAACUGUAAUAAGCAUGCCCUGAACCCCAGCAACAGUUAUUCCACCAAGAAAACUCUCCCGUGGAGCCAUGCAGACAUUACACUUGUUAUACAGGACUUAUAACAGUUCAUUUAGUGACCGUUCGACGUUACAAUGGCACGGAAAAAAGUGACUUGACUUUUUUUCACACUUACCACAGUUGUGGCAUCCCCCUAGUCCUGUGAUCAACAUUCAGACAGCUUGGCAGCUGAUUCCUAUUUAUGACAGUUAUAGUCUCCCAUGACCCUGGGUCCCCUUUUUGUGACCUUCUGACAAGCAAAGUUAAUGGGGAAGUCAGAUUCACUUCACAGCCGUGUCACUAACUUAACAAUUGCAGCGAUUCCCUUAAUAACUGUGGCAAGCAAGGUAGUAAAAUGGAGCAAAAUUCACUUAACAAGUGUCUCACUUAGCAACAGAAAUUUGCGGGCUCAGUUGUGGUCAUAAGUCGAGAACUACUUUUCAAUUGGAGGAAAGGAGAACCUAACUAAUGUAUCCUUUUUGAUUGUGUGGAGGUUGUGUUGCCCGACUGCGUACGUGCGAAGCGAACUUGGCCAAGGAGAACCUUUUACAGCUUCGCGCAAGCUGCGGUCAGCCGCUGAGAACCGAACUCGCCUGGCGGCGCCUUGGCACAACCGUCCCACGAGGGGAGAUUCUCACAGCUACUUAAAAAUACGUGUUAUCUGCGCGCACGUGCUGCAAGCAGGAUCCCGGCGACCCCGCGGAGCAGCCGCCGUCCUGCUCCGGAUUCCCGCUCCCUUUUCCUCGGAAGCCACAACUGAACUCGGCGCCUUCGGACUCCAGGCAGCCGCAGCAGCAGCAGCAGCAGCAGCAACGCGCAAGGAACGGGGAGGGAAUGGCGACAAGGGAAGCGAGACGGCGGAGCGCGCUCUCUCAUCCCUGCAAGGCUACCUCCCGGGCGUAGGAAACCUCCUGAUUGGCUGGAGGACCUGCCGGGCUCCCAAUUAAAGUGCAGCCGCGGAGCUGCGAGGAGGAUCGGGGAGAAGGAAGAGCUGCUCCCGUCGCCCGCCGCGGUGGCAUCUUCUAGAUCGGCAGCCGGAGGGCGGGUAACCAGAUCCCCGGCGAGAUGGGAAGCAGAAUCACCUUCUUUGAGGCCACCAAGCAUGAUAUAUGGCUAUGUUCUGAUUUGGGUGGUCACACAAUGAAGAUAGAAUCCAAAAGUGGUGAACACAUCCAGCACACCUUCCUGUUUCUGUUUUCCCUACAACAACCACUUGGUGAGGUGGAAAUUCUUGACUGGAAGACAAAACAGCAGCUCUGCUUCCUAGAAAAGGUUGAGCCACACACUACAAUAAGUGACAUCCAAGCGAUGCUCCACAAGAUAUAUCCUCAGUGGUAUCCAGCAAGACAAUCUAUAAGGCUUGAUCCUAAAGGAAAAUCCCUGAAGAAUGAGGAAAUCCUGCAACUGCUGCCUUUUGGCACCACUGCUACUCUCUAUUUUAAAGAUUUAGGGCCGCAAAUUGGAUGGACCAUGGUAUUUUUGAUAGAAUAUACGGGCCCAUUGUUCAUCUAUUUUGUGUUUUAUCUCCGCAUGCCUUUUAUCUAUGGCCAGGAUGACAGAUUUACUUCAGGCCGACAUCCAGUAGUUAACUUGGCAUGUAUCUGCCAUUCUUUCCACUACAUCAAAAGGUUGAUUGAAACAAUAUUUGUUCAUCGGUUCUCCCAUGGGACUAUGCCACUGAGGAAUAUUGUUAAGAAUUGUUUCUAUUACUGGGGAUUUGCUGCCUGGCUUGCUUUUUAUAUCAAUCACCCUCUUUACACACCACCAUAUUAUGGACAAAAACAAGUCAAUUUUGCUCUGAUCAUGUUCCUGACAUGUGAAGCCGGAAACUUUUCUAUCCAUGUUACACUUAGUAAUCUGAGAAGAGAUGGAAAAAGAUCCAAGACCUGUAAGAUCCCUUAUCCAACGAAGAAUCCUUUCACGUGGCUAUUUUAUUUUGUGUCAUGCCCUAAUUAUACCUAUGAGCUGGGAACAUGGAUUGGUUUUACUAUCAUGACUCAGUGCGUUUCAGUGGGAUUGUUCACCUUGCUGUGUUUCAUUCAGAUGACAGUCUGGGCAAAGGACAAACACGGCACUUAUAUACGAGAGUUUAAGGACUACCCUAGUUUUAGAAUGUCCAUUAUUCCUUUCUUAUUAUAAGAACAAUGUUUUUCCCCUUCUGAAUUAUAAGCAGCAAAAUGGAUGGGCAUCCAAGAAGACCGUUAGCAAUGCAGCCAAGAUGUGGAGAUAAUUUAGGUUGAUUAUUUCAGAUGCAUGUUACUACUGUGCUACAGUGAGAGGGGCUCAAAAGUCACACUUCCUUUUCUGAUAUGCAGGUUUUAGCAUUGACUCCUCUUUUUUUUCUUCUUCUUCUUCAUCUUAUUGCCUUAAGGGUCAUGAAAAGCAUUCACAUUUUAUUGCAGUUUGAUCAGCCAAGGUAACAGAUAGUUGAUGCUUUUGGAGCUUCUCUGGGUUAGGCUCCAAGAAAACAAAAUCAUGAGCAUCCAUACUGCAUCCAAAAGAGGGGGGGAAAGGUUGCAUCUGGUAUAAGAUGCUUGCUAUAGCAAGCAGUAUAGGUCAUUUAUGGGAAAUCUCUAGCCUACAGGCCUAAUCUGGUUUAUGAGGCCAGCAUGUUACAGCCUGGGGGUUUGGCCUUAAUCUAAUCUGCACUGAAACCUGUCUCAUUCCCCCAAAGACCCCUCUCAUCACUGCCCUGCUGAUCGGAAGCACAUCCAGUGCAUGGCUUUCCCAGGGAAUUCUCACUAUAGACAGAUCGUCUUAAGAGUUGCCUUUUGCUUCCCCUCAAAAUGGAGGACUUACAGCAACUCCGGUUCAGGUUCUCCCUGUACUGCAUUUCUUUUGAUGGGGAAAUGUGCACACUUGACAUCUAGGCAUCUGUUCCUAACCACAAUGGCACCAAAGUGACUUAUCAAAAUAAGCAUUGGGAUAUCACAAUAAAAGCUCCACAUCUCCCUGCUUGCAUAGUAAUAUCCCACAAAGUACACAGAGAAAGAGUUUAUGUUGCAAGGGAUAUUUCUUCAUAGUUGUCCUGUCCUUUACAGAUACCAAUGUAUACUGGACAAUUACAAGAAUAACGUGGAGAAAACGCACAGUGGAAAGUGUUCCACGGAUUUAUGACUCCCCUUAGUCCUGGAUGGAGAGCAGUAUGCUUCCCCAAUCUCGCUCUAUAUAGAAAAAGACCAAUGUUUCUCUAUUUUAAAGUCCACAUCCUGAAAAUAUAAUCCAUUGGGCCAGGGAGAUUCAGCCCCAAACUGGAUCCAAUUCCCAACCCUGGUGUAGAACAUGUUACCGGUACAUAGAACUAGAGUAGGAACACAAGGAAAGGAAGCCGUCAAUAUGCUAAGAAUAAUCAUCUGAUGCAGCCAUCAUGUGAACCUACCAACCAGCCACUCAGAAUUGCUUAUGAUUUGAGGUACAAUUAAGCCUAGUAAAAUAAAUAGAAACAUAAGAGUUUCUCUGGAGAUUGCAUAUCUAAAUAUCCCCAAUAAAAGUAGACCUAGUGUUGGACAGCAAUUGGGACUGGGAUUGCUGUCACUGAACAAUGCAGUCAUAAAGUAUGACACACAGGAUCUCAUUGCUAAGCAAUCCAGGCAAUCCCUGUUGUCAUCAUAACUCCAAUAACCAUUAAGUAGAAGUUUGAAAUAAGGGGCUCGGGGUAUCACGUGCUGGCACAGCCUGUCUACUAGUUGGGGGAAGGGGGCGACUGCAGCUCAAAUGCAGAGAGGCUGAGGUAAGGAGAGUGUGCGGGGGGGGGGCGGGAUUUACCUGAGUGAAUGCAACCUUCCCUGCCAACUUCCCCAGCUUGUGAGAAGAUAGCAGGGAAGGUCGCCAAUGGCAAUCACGUGACCGCAGGAUGCUGCAAUUGUCGUAAAUUGCGAGCUGCUUGCUAAGUGCUCAGAUCAUAAUCAUAUGACCGUAUGUGGACUCUGCAAGAGCUGGAACUUUGAUGACCAAUCAUAAGCACACGUCUAAUGCUGUCCCAGUUCGGUUGCUGGACAAAUAGUCUUGGCAAGCAAAGCUACCAAUAAAAAAAAAAUGGCUAAAUGUAAAUAAGGAAAUUGAUUUUUAUCCAAUCUUUGGCACGUUCUAUCUUCAUGAAACCCUAUUAGAUAGGGGAUGCAUUCCCUACAUUUAACCUCACCACAUCCUGCAACCUGGUGCUUCCACAAAUGCUAUAGCAUCUUAUACUACCUGCGUUUCUCAUGCUUAGAAAUGCUUUCUAUGCACACUUACUUGAAUGUAGGUCUUAUUGGUGUGACCAGUACGUUUUUUCUAAAAAAAAAAAAAAAAAAAGUACCGGAAUUCACACACGUCAUACAACCCGCCUUGCCUACCCUACAAGGUUCCAUCCAAAAAAGGUGCUGGAACUCUGUUCUGGGCAUUCUAUGACAAAAAAAGCCCUGGAUGUAACUUACUUUUAAGUAAACAUGCAUAGUAGCAGGUUACUAUAGACUGCAGUCCUCCAGUCUUAUGCCUGGACCCAAGGAAAUAUUAAACAAUCCUGUAUCGUAUUUUUAGCUAAAAUGCCCAAUGUAUUUUUUAAAAAGUGUGCAAAAUGUAUCAAGAAAUCAGUACAGCAGUUGUCUUAAAUUUUUAAGAAGACUGUAGCAACAAAAGCACCUGGGAUGUUUCAGAUUUAUUUCUCUAGAUAUAAUGUACAUUUUUUCAGCUAUUUGUAAAGAGAUAAUAUGUAAUAAACUGAAACUUAUAUUU
Molecule: messenger RNA, 5526 nt
Organism: Crotalus tigris (Tiger rattlesnake)
Lineage: Eukaryota; Metazoa; Chordata; Lepidosauria; Squamata; Viperidae
Product: very-long-chain enoyl-CoA reductase-like
Exons: 15
Coding region: 1879-2952 (357 amino acids)
Biological process (GO): very long-chain fatty acid biosynthetic process
Molecular function (GO): oxidoreductase activity, acting on the CH-CH group of donors
Source: RefSeq, a predicted model, not a curated record